This is a messenger RNA of Cydia strobilella, 983 nucleotides long. RefSeq names its product chaperonin GroEL 1-like (gene Osi3). The coding region runs from base 89 to 919 and encodes 276 amino acids. NCBI's taxonomy places the organism in Eukaryota, Metazoa, Arthropoda, Insecta, Lepidoptera, Tortricidae. Gene Ontology annotation, cellular component: membrane. The record is from RefSeq and is a predicted model, not a curated record. The transcript is spliced from 5 exons.
UAUAUAAGUGCACAUGCAUGCACGCUUGCAUUUGCGUUGCUUCGUGCCAACCUUCCGUGCGUGCACUGUGUUGUGAAGUGAAUAAACAAUGAAGGCGUUUCUGGUGACCAUCCUCCUUGUCGGGAUCGUGAAGAGUGAGAAGCAUGAGGCAGAGCCGACAGAAGAAUCCCUGAAACGCGGGCUGAGCCACAAAUGCGGUGCGCGGGAACCUACGCCAUGUAUCGCUAUAGAGCUGGUCGGCUACGUUGACCGCAUGUUGCGGACAGCCUCCAUCCAGCUCAGCGAUGACGUCAUGAUUGUAGAUGAGAGCAACGGAGCGGCGGCUGAAGCGCCAGUAAAGUCAGAGACCCUAGCCCGCGCUGGGACCUCCCUGGAAGACCAGGCACAGCAGCUCAUCAUGGAUAAGCUGUGGAACUUCGCCACCACGCGGUCCCUCCGGUACAGGCUGCUUGAGAACGCGGACCUCGUCGUGUCCGGGGCUCAGGAGAAGGACGGCAGCUUUGGAGUCGGAGUAGCCCUAAAGUCCCCCAAGGUCUUCGAGAGCGGCCGCAGCCGUAACAAAAACAUGGGUCCGAUCCUCGCCGCGGCGGCCAUGAAGUUCGGUCUGCUCGGCGCUCUGACCUUCAAGGGCCUGACUCUGAUGGUCGGGAAGGCCCUCCUCAUCUCGAAGAUUGCGCUGCUGCUGGCUACCAUCAUUGGGCUCAAGAAACUGUUCUCUCCUCAGGCGAUCGAUGCGCAGAGAACAAUUCAUGGUGGCAAUGGUGGCAUUGGUGGUAUUGGUGGCAGUGGUGGCAUUGGUGGCAUUGGUGGCAUUGGAGGCAUUGGAGGCAGUGGUGGCAUUGGCGGCUUUCGAAGAGGGGUGCAGUUUGUUAUGCAGAUGUUUCGUGUAGCCGUCAAUGUCUUUCAAUGGAUAGGUUGACGAUGCUUACAAAUGUAUAAUAAGAAAUUAUUGUUAAAUAUUUGCAAGAGGAGCUAAAUAAAAC